Molecule: messenger RNA, 1581 nt
Organism: Symbiodinium sp. CCMP2592
Lineage: Eukaryota; Dinophyceae; Suessiales; Symbiodiniaceae
Source: the annotation of a GenBank genome assembly
AUGGAUUCAGAUUCGCUGGGAGGUGACGCGGUGCCAGACGAGAGGGCCGCAAUUCCGAACACGGAGCGGUGUGCUUCGGUUGAGGCUGGACCUUUGCAGCCAGAACCCAUCGAUCGACAAGGGCUCGAGGAUGACGAGAUUCAGACACAAAUCGAUCUGAUCAAGGAUUUCCUCGAGAGCCUUCAGAUAACAAGGCCGGAGGUGGUAAGAGUGACGCAGGCACGCCAUGCACUUUGGUGGUUUGGACGCGCUUUGCGUGAAGGGCACAACGGACCAGACCGUUACCAGCAAAGUGAAGUGAGGCGACAUAUUGCCCAGUUCUGGUCGCACUCCUGGCGUGGCAAGAAUACUAUAUCUAAGAUUCUGUUGCUUCUUGUGGUGUACAAUGGCUUGCCAGCCGUUCUGGUUGGCUCGGUGGCUUUUGUGUCCGUGCGGAUCUACAUGCAGCCGGAGCUUGAGCUGCGGCCUAUGCCGAACGCUACAGCUUGGAGUAUGCUGGCGGGCAUUGUUUUCUCAAGCCUUACUUUGCUGACGUGGCCAUCUCGCAGACGAGUUUUUCUGGAUAGAAUAUGCAUCCACCAGAAAGACGAGAGAUUGAAAGCCGAAGGCAUGUUCAACUUAGCAGCACUAUUGAAGUAUUCGCAGAGCAUGUUGGUGUGUUGGGAUCCGAGCUAUUUGCACCGCAUGUGGUGUACCGUAGAGUUAGCCGCAUACUUGAAAUGUCACCCAGACGGUCAGCUGAUCAUCAGGCCUGUCAGCUGGGGACCAUGCACCAUUGCUGCGUUCCUGACUGUGGCCAUACUGCUGGCGGUUGCAGAUAUUCUGCUCGAGCACUUCGAUUCUCAAGCUGUAGCGGAGGCGAUUGCAUUUUUCUUCGCGGUCUCUGUGAUGGCUUUCAUGUAUUUCACGACCGUUGCGGCUCGAGCCCAUUUCCGGGCUGCAAGUACUGUUCAGGAGCAGCUGCGGACUUUCUCGUUCCGCAACGACACAAGCUGCUAUUGUUGCAGCGUGAACCACGUGAACCCCAAGACUGGACAGAGGAUGUUUUGCGACCGCCAGGCCAUUGCCGGAUGCUUGGAACACUGGUUUGGCUCCGACACUGCUUUUGAUGCCAUUGUUCAGCAAGAUGUUUCUGCAGCAUUCCAGCGCGGUGUCAUGAGCUGUUUGUUGCCAUAUGCUUGGCUGACGGGAGCUACGGUGCCGAUUGCCUGGUUUGGCAUUCAUGCUGGACUCCAGUCUUUGUGGUGGCAGGGAAACGCUAACGCGUGGCGGUUGGCCUUCUACAACACUCUCUACGUGUUCUGCACAUGGUUGGGAACCAUCCCGGUACUCGUAGCGCUGUGGCUGCGGAUCCCGCGCUGCUUUCAGCAGCACCGAUCUACAAGAUGCCGGGAGGUGAUGCUAAACAUGGCCUGCUCUGUUUUGAUGGGCAUCAUGUUUUUGGUCGUUCGCUUGGCCGAGACGGCCAUUAUGUUUGCUGUAGGCUGGUCUGGAAUCCUGACAUGCUCGGCCAUUUCUGUACUUGCCGCCACCAUUUGCUUGGGUGACUUGGGCAGGUUCUUUCGUCGCAAGGCUUCUUAG